AUGCAAAAGACGUUCCCAGUUGUUCAGGAAGGAGUCAAGCAGCAAAUAGAACUGGGAAAGGCGAUCCGCAGAAGAUACUCUCACUUCCUGCCCCGACAGUUCGAUCCGAACUCGGUAAAGUUCCGAUCGACGAACAGGAAUCGAACGAUUCUCUCUGCAAAGGCCAACUUUCUGGGAAUGUACCCCGACGAGAAGGUGCUACCGAUCACGGUUCCGAGUGAUUAUGCGGCCGAUUGUGUGAACAACGUCAUUUGUAACUGCCGACGAAGGGAUGUGCUGCAACGGAUCGCAAAAGGUCUCGAGGAGUUCAAGGAUGUGGCAGAGAACUCGGAGGUGAGCACUAGGACCAGGGCUUUUUAGUCAAAAGGGUCGCAUCCGAUCGCAUACUAAGCAGUGUUGAGCGAAAUUCCAGUUCCCAACUUUGCAGGUCCAUUCCCUCUUCUCGAAACUCUCCCGACUCACCGGCGAGCCCUCGAUCACCGUCGACAACUUCUGGCGCAUUCCCGACACUCUCCGAUGCGAAAAACGGCACCUUCCGCUCCUCCUGAACGCCUCCAACCCCUGGUAUUCUGACGAACUUCUGGAUGAGCUGGAGCACCUGAACACCCGGAUAAAUCGAUUCACUUCGGGGUUGUACACGUCUGGAAUUGCGCGGGAGAUUUCAAAAAUCCGAUCCGGACCGUUGGUUUCGGAGAUUUUCGGAAGAAUGAUCGAGAAGUUGAAUAGAACGGGUUCGGAGUUCAAGUACUACGCCUACUCUUCGGUACUUUUAAAUAACUUUAAAUAUUUUCUCAAAUGCCCUCAUUUUCCAGCACGACAUGACUCUUUUCUCUCUGCUCACGGCACUCGGCCUCCAGAAUGUGACGUCUUCUGAAAUCGGUGGCUGGCUCGCGUACGCAUCUUCCCUUUUCGUCGAACUUUUCAUCCGGUCCUCCGAUAAUUCUGCCCACUUCCGAAUCAUCUACCGUACCGCUGCCACGUCGAUUUUCCAGAAUAUCACACCCCAAAUCUCAAAGUGCCACGGAAAAUUCUACUGUCCAUUGACGGUUUUUGAGAAAAUCCAACAGGAUUUGUCGAUUGGCGGAUUGCCGAUUUCCGCGUUCUGUCAACUCACUUCCGAUCUCAUUCCCUAA
Caenorhabditis sp. 36 PRJEB53466 is the source of this 1133-nucleotide messenger RNA. Lineage: Eukaryota; Metazoa; Nematoda; Chromadorea; Rhabditida; Rhabditidae. The record is from the annotation of a GenBank genome assembly.